CCAGACUGUUGACAUAUAUAGGAACUAAUAAUAGAUUUGGAAAUAUUAUUUUUUAGUUUUAUUUCAAUUUAGUUUUAUUUUAAUUCAGUUUAAUUGAAUGAUAAGUAAUUAUGACUGACAUUGAAAAUUGGUUGGACGAAAAUUUAAUUCCAAAAUUGAAGACUUGUUUAAAGAAAACAGAAUGCAAAGUGGAAUAUGUAAUUUCAGUGCCAACUGAUUGUGUUUUUAUGGCUCGAGUAUGUCUUCUGGAUUUGAAAUUUAUUAAUAACCAAGAAAAAAUUGAAAAUCAGAUUUAUUUGGCUGUAAAACGUCCUCCGCUGGGUGAAAAAGGUCGCCAUGUAUUCAACCUUGACGCAGCGUUUCACAAUGAAAUACUUUUCUACACGAAAUUUGCAAAAUACACCGACGACUUUCCAAAAUUAUAUUACGCUCAUGAAAAACCUUCGUAUGACUCUGUUAUUGUCACAGAAAACAUUAACCAUCAAGGUUACUAUUUAAAUUCAAACAAGGCGAAUUUAAACAUCAAUUACAUUAUAUCGUCAAUGCGUGAAAUUGCCAAAUUUCAUGCCAAAGGUUACAUAAUGAAAGAAAAAAAUCCCAAAGAAUUUUUCGAAAUAGUAAAAAGUAUACAAACUUGUCGUCUACCACCAACGGAAAAUAGUCAUGGAGUAAAGAAAACCAGACCCUCCGUUAAAAGAAUAAUUAACUAUCUCCAAAAACAUAAUUACGAUGAAACUUUUACCAAAAAAUUACAAAAAUUUUUACUCAAUGGAUUUUCAUAUGCACAAUUAGAACUUUCCAAACCAGUCGAACCAUUAUCCACAUUAUGUCACGGUGAUUUUAUUCGAAAUAAUGUAUUUUUCCAAGUAACGGAUAAUUUAAUUAAAACAAAAUUAAUUGAUUUUGGAAUGAUAAAUUAUGGUUCACCGUGUAAUGAUGUUGCACAUUUUUUGUAUUUAAGUGGAGCUCGAUUACACCGGAGGGAGAAAUUUCAAGAAAUUUUCGACGAAUAUCACAAAACAUUGAUGGAGAAUUUAAAAAAUGCUGGUUUAGUGGAUCUUGAGAGAUUUUCUAAGGAUUUGUUUUUGGAAAAUUACAAAAGACAUGCUUUCUUUGGUUACUCGAUAGCCGUUAUUUUUUUGCCUGUUAUGCUGGGACUAUUUAAAGAAACAACUGAUGAAUUAUUAUCUCUUCCUAUUGAUGAAUUCGCUCAAAUGUUUGCCGACGUUGGUGGCGAUGAUUAUACGGAAACUUUAGUGCAAAUGAUAUUUGAUUUGCGAGACGCUGGAACUUUGGAUGUUAUAAAUGAUGUUUCAGUUGAAUAAAUUUUUGAUAUUUUCUAUUCUAGGGCUCGAACUAGGUCCGUAAAUUUCGUAAAGGUCCGUAAAUUUGCUUGAAGUCUGUAAAAGCCAAGUUUUUUGAAAAAAA
Molecule: messenger RNA, 1428 nt
Organism: Leptopilina heterotoma
Lineage: Eukaryota; Metazoa; Arthropoda; Insecta; Hymenoptera; Figitidae
Exons: 2
Coding region: 111-1325 (404 amino acids)
Source: RefSeq, a predicted model, not a curated record